GCACUCUCAGUUUCACCGCUUGAUCUUGGGACCCACCGCUGCCCUCAGCUCCGAGUCCCGGGCGAGCGCAGCGCAGUGCAUAGCACAGCAGAGCGGGCGAAGGACCCCGGUCGAGGGCGCGGACGGCACGCGGGGCAUGAACUUGGAGGGCGGCGGCCGAGGCGGAGAGUUCGGCAUGAGCGCGGUGAGCUGCGGCAACGGGAAGCUCCGCCAGUGGUUGAUCGACCAGAUCGACAGUGGCAAGUACCCGGGGCUAGUGUGGGAGAACGAGGAGAAGAGCAUCUUCCGCAUCCCCUGGAAGCACGCGGGCAAGCAGGACUACAACCGCGAGGAGGACGCCGCGCUCUUCAAGGCUUGGGCACUAUUUAAAGGAAAGUUCCGAGAAGGCAUCGACAAGCCAGACCCUCCCACCUGGAAGACACGUUUACGAUGUGCUCUCAAUAAGAGCAAUGACUUUGAGGAACUGGUUGAGCGGAGCCAGCUGGACAUCUCAGACCCGUACAAAGUGUACAGGAUUGUUCCUGAAGGAGCCAAAAAAGGAGCCAAGCAGCUCACCCUAGAGGACCCACAGAUGGCCAUGAGUCACCCCUACACCAUGACAGCGCCUUACCCCUCGCUUCCAGCCCAGCAGGUCCACAACUACGUGAUGCCACCCCUUGACCGAAGCUGGAGAGACUAUGUCCCUGAUCAGCCGCACCCGGAAAUCCCGUACCAAUGUCCCGUCACAUUUGGUCACCGCGGCCACCACUGGCAAGGCCCAGCUUGUGAAAAUGGUUGCCAGGUGACAGGAACCUUUUAUGCUUGUGCCCCACCUGAGUCCCAAGCUCCUGGAAUCCCCACAGAGCCAAGCAUAAGGUCUGCUGAAGCCUUGGCGCUCUCAGACUGCCGGCUGCACAUCUGCCUGUACUACCGGGAAAUCCUCGUGAAAGAGCUCACCACGUCUAGCCCCGAGGGCUGCCGGAUCUCCCACGGACACACCUACGACCCCAGCAACCUGGACCAGGUCCUGUUCCCCUACCCAGAGGACAAUGGCCAGAGGAAAAACAUUGAGAAGCUGCUGAGCCACCUGGAGAGGGGUGUGGUCCUCUGGAUGGCCCCUGACGGGCUCUAUGCGAAAAGACUGUGCCAGAGCAGGAUCUACUGGGACGGGCCCCUGGCGCUGUGCAACGACCGGCCCAACAAAUUGGAGAGAGACCAGACCUGCAAGCUCUUUGACACGCAGCAGUUUUUGUCAGAGCUGCAGGCAUUUGCUCACCACGGCCGCUCCCUGCCAAGAUUCCAGGUGACUCUGUGCUUUGGAGAGGAGUUUCCAGACCCUCAGAGGCAAAGAAAGCUCAUCACAGCUCACGUAGAACCUCUGCUAGCCAGACAACUGUAUUAUUUUGCUCAACAAAACAGUGGACAUUUCCUGAGGGGCUACGAUUUACCGGAACACAUCAGCAGUCCAGAGGAUUACCACAGAUCUAUCCGCCAUUCCUCCAUUCAAGAAUGAAAAACAUCAAGAUGAAUGGUUUUCUUUUUUUUUUCUUUUCUUCUUCUUCUUUUCUUUCUUUCUUUCUUUCUUUUUCUUUUUAAUUUUUUUACUUUUUUUUUAAUAAGGUCUUGCUCUAUUGCCCAGGCUGGAAUGCAGUGGCAUGAUCUUGGCUCACUGCAACCUCCGCCUCCCAGGUUCAAGAGAGUCUCCUGCCUCAGCCUCCCUGGUAGCUGGGAUUACAGGUGUGAGCCACCGCCACUGCACCAGCCCAAGGCAAAUGAUUUUCACUGUAAAUAUUUGACUUUGGUGAAAGCAUGUAAUUGACUUCCCUCUUGCUGUUUUAAGGAACUCAGAAGUGGAAAUUUCAGUUCAGCAGUUGAGGAGAAUUGCCAAGAGACAUGUAUGAAAAAUCAAUGACAUCUGAUUGGCAGAUGAGCUUAUUCCAAAUGCAAAGGUGGUUUUGCAUUUCUUGUUUUCCAUAGACUGCCAUCAUUGAUGAUCACUGCGAAAAUUGACCAAGUGGUGUUUACAUUUACUUAAACGUCCUCUUAAAUCUCAACUUGUUGUAGAUUAGGUCUUGCUGGAAGAUUGAGCAAAAUUGCUUUUCAGUAUCGACCACUGACUAGUGUGAUGACUGCUCGUAGGUAUAUCUGUACCAUUUCUCAGGGAAGUAAGGUUUAAAUUGAAGAAGACUCACCCACAAAAGAAAUAUAUUCAUGUGUGUAGGAGCUGUAGUUCUUGUGGAAGUCUCUUACUGAGGGGAGGAAACACAAUCUUUGAUGGAAGCUGUGCCUGUAGCUGUGAGGAGGCCCAUUCCCCACCUGCCAGUGGUUUCCUGGUAUGGGCCACUCUGCCCUGCUGUCUCCCAUUGGCUUUCUCUCCUUGGCCUUCCCUGGGAGCCAGCAAGUAAACUUCCUAUUUCCUUGAGCCAAAAAACAUAGGGGCACUCUGAAACGAGGCAUUUUUGUCUUAAAAUCAGGUGAUGGCUAAGUUUUCUUGUUUGUUUUUUUCUGUCUCUCAUUCUUUAGAAAUGCAAAAAUUCUUCUCCUAAAGAAGAAAUUAGGAAACAUAUAUCUUAAUACUUGGACUGUCCACGUACUAAGCCCUUUGUUCUUCUACUAAACCCUUCUGUCCACAAACUAAGUUAUUUGUUUCCCUCCUCUGAGCUACUCCCCUCUGUUUGUUUGGCUGUCCAGUGUCAGCCAUGGCGACACUAAAGGAGGAGGAGGAGCCGGGGACUCCCAGGCUGGAGAGUCAGGACCCGCCACGUGAAGCAGGAUGGAGCUGACUGUGGAACUGCACAUUCAGUGGGCUAGUUCUGCUUAUUUCAUCUCUUCUAUGCUUCCUCCUGCCAAUUAUAGUUUGACAGAGCCUUAAAAUUACUGGCCUUUUUCCAAAUGCAUCUAUUUGGAAAGCAAAGACCUCCUCUUGCUUAAGUAAACCUGAUCACUUACAUUUUUGUGGUUUUGAGAAAGGACAGCAGUGUAGACUGGGGUGUCGCCUCCAGGGUGCUUCUCAUACUGCAGGGUAUUUACUAUUACUCCCAGCAUCAGCAGAAGAUUGCAGAGCUCUCAAGUGUAUGCUCCUGCUCAUCUAAUCAAUAAUUUAGAUUCAUUCAACAAGCCUGUUGUAUCCCUACAUUACACAGGUUUCAGCCUUUAUCAGGCUUAAUGAGCAUGAAACACUGACACAUCAUUUUUUAAUGUUUAAAACGGGUUUCUAAUAUUAAAGUCAUAAUAUAUCAACUACAGAAAAUACAAACAGUAGAGAAAUAAACAAAAAUAAAAAGCAUUCUCCUUUUUUCCCAGCCCAAAUUCUCCUCUCUAAAAGUGUCCACAAAAAAGUGUUGUUUAUUCUUCUAACACAUUUCGCUUUUCUGUAAAUAUACAUAAAUUUAAAAAGAAAACCUCAUGGUGUCAUCUCGCACACACUUUCAUGCAGUGCUCUUUGUAGCUGACAGUGAAGAUUUACCUCGUUCUGCUCAGAGGCCUUGCUAUGGAGCUCUGCUAACACCUACUCAGUAGAUUUUGACAUUUCAUGAGCCACACAACACUUAUAUUGGGCAGCAGACUGUUUUGUGAACUGCAGUGAUGUAUACAUCUUAUAGAUGCAAAGUGUUUUGGGGUAUAUUAUCCUAAGGGAAGGUAAAGAUGAUAUUAGGAACUGCUGUUUCACGGGGCCCUUGCCUGUGACUCUCUUUGCUGAAGAGUAUUUAACCUCACAGGGCACUUGAAAGGAGCUCUCUUGGAAGUCUGUCCCAGGAACACCUAUCCUGUCCUCUUAAUUCUCCAGCGGAUGCUCCAUUUCAAUUGCUUUGUGACGUCUUCUUAUUCUUUUUUAUAUUAUGCUGCUUUAACAGCAGAGCUGAAUUUUCUGGAAAAUGCUUGUUGGCUGGGGCUACUACCUCUUUUCUUUAUAUCUAUGUGACUGUUACUUUUUUUUUUUUUGAGUGAUCCAGCAUAUGACCUAUGGAAUGAACUAGAUAUGAAAUGCUCAGGGUUGGAAAUCCUAGCACUUGUCCCAGCACUCUGCAGAGGAAUGGCUUCCUCAUUCCUUGUCUUGAUAAAGUGGAAUUGGCAAACUAGAAUUUAGUUUGGACUCAGUGGACAAUGCUUUUGAAGAGUCUGGGAACUGCUUAUGUUAAAGAGUAUUGGGGCACAUGGAAAAAAUGUAUGUGUCUCCCAGGUGUAUUUCUUGGUUUCUGUCUUGUUCUUGAGAUUUUGUAUAAUUAGGAAAACCUCAAGCAGUAAUUAAUAUCUCCUGGAACACUAUAGAGAACCAAGUGACUGACUCAUUUACGACUGAAACCUUGGAAGCCCCUCAAUCCCCGGUGAAACAGGACAGUUAGUCACCCUUCAGAAAACCCAGCUAAUCUAUUGGGUAUGAACUAAAAAGAGACUGGUCCAUGGUGAGAAAAAAAUGUAAAAACCCUACAGUAGAAUGAGCAGCCCUUACCAAGGGCAGGUAUGUGUUUGUUUGAAAAAGAUGGUCUUCAGGCUAAGACAUACAUGCAGCUAGCCCCAGGGGUGGAAUAAUUCUGAGAGUCUUGGGUGCUCACACCUCUCACCUUUGUUGAUGCUCCACCAGGAAGGCCACUUUGUGUGUGCACAUGUCAGUGACUUUGUUAGUAACAAUUCAGAUACAGUGUAAACUUCCUCUCAUUGUUGUCCAGUCACAUGCCCCCACUUCCCCACAGGUGAAAGUGUUUUCUGAAAGUGGUGGGAUUGCUCAACGUCUGUAUUUGUAUUACCUAUCUCCCCAAAGCAUCUGUGGCUGGCGGCCUCUCUGAAUGGUGCAUGAAGGCUGUCUGACCUUACACACCAUUUUGCAGGUUACUUUUUACACGCGCCAGUUUUGAGACUGAUCCUCGAUGUAGGUGGAUCUCCCUGAGAUCCUGAUAGCCUGUUACAUGAAUGCCGUAAAGGUCAGUUUUUCUGGUAUUUAUUUUCACAGCUUUGAAGAAUAUGCAUAAGAAGUGUAGCUGAAGUAGAGGGCAUGAGAGAGAAGGGCCAGGCCAGCAGGCCAACCCUCCUCCAGUGGAAUUCCCGUGUUGCUUAAAACUCUGAGCUAGAUGGGACUUAACAGGCAAUGGGGUCUGCUUCCCCCUCCUCAGCAUCCCGUGCCCCUGACUUUCUGCUGAGACAAUUACCAUCAUGUAGGACCCAAGAGGCCCCCCGACUGAAAGUUUGAAUUUCUAUACUGAAUCUGUGUGUUGUUGAGAUUUGUAGGAAAGGAUGCUUCACACACUAGAUGGAGCAUGCUGUGCUGCCUUUGGUAUAUGUCGUGAAUUUUUAUGUAAAUUGUUCUGCAAAGCAAAUUGAUAUGUUUGAUAAAUUUAUGUUUUUAGGUAAAUAAAAACUUCUAAAAACUU
This is a messenger RNA of Callithrix jacchus (white-tufted-ear marmoset), 5345 nucleotides long. It is a transcript of the gene IRF4, whose product is annotated as interferon regulatory factor 4. NCBI's taxonomy places the organism in Eukaryota, Metazoa, Chordata, Mammalia, Primates, Cebidae. The record is from RefSeq and is a predicted model, not a curated record. Gene Ontology annotation, biological process: immune system process; regulation of transcription by RNA polymerase II. Gene Ontology annotation, cellular component: nucleus. Gene Ontology annotation, molecular function: RNA polymerase II cis-regulatory region sequence-specific DNA binding; protein binding; DNA-binding transcription factor activity, RNA polymerase II-specific.